UUUCUUUCUCUUUCUUUCCCUCUUGGAUUUAGGUCUUCUUGAUUGCGCUGCCAUCGCCACUAGCGCCGCGUGACAGGCGCAUGGAUCUCUAGCCGUAUGAAUGCGAUGCUUGUUCUAGAAGAGGUCCUCCUGGCUCAAGUGGGGUACUCGUGUCAGAUCGAUCGAUCAUCGCUAAGCUUCGAGAUUUAGGGCAACAAGGAUGGAGUGCUAUGUUGUGGUACACAAUGUCGCAAAGCGGCACAACAUCGGGACGCUUGCUCGCAGCGCCACGGCCUUCGGCGUUUCGGAGAUGAUCCUCGUCGGGAAGAAGGAUUUCAACAGCUUUGGCAGCCAUGGCUCCGCGCACCAUGUCCGCUUCCGGCACUUCCAUUCGCUCCUCGAGGCCAGGGAUUAUCUCAAGGGAAUAGGUUGUGAUAUCUGUGGAGUGGAGAUAACCGAGGGCGCUGUGGCUGUGCACAAGCAUCCAUUUCAACGUAGCACUGCGUUUUUGCUUGGUAACGAGGGAACUGGUUUAUCGCCCAAGGAAAUGGAGAUUUGCGACUUCUUCACCUACAUACCUCAAGUUGGCUCCGGCACUGCGUCGCUAAACGUUACAGUCGCUGCCUCGAUCGUCCUGCACCACUUCUCUGUAUGGGCUGGUUUUCCCGAACGUGAGAGAGACGGCCAGAAGUUCAUCGUUGCCGACCGUCCUGCCCGUCGCCAAGGCCUGAUAUGCUCAAACCCGGAAGAAGUCACUCAAGCGCGGCAGCAAAAGAAACUAAGCGGCUCCACCGACUGGCUAGACUCGGAAGAACAAGCUAUGGCUCCCGACGAACAAAGAAUCGCAGAAACUCGACUUUUCCAGGACUUCCAAGUAGGGUUCUUGGCAUCAGUGUGUGAUGAGGUGAAGUUCUCUCCGGCACUGCUUCCCAGCGAAUUAUGCCUGGACCAGGCCCUCACCUCAUGUACACACUUGCCAUGGGUACAGGAAUGAUGCAUCUCUCGCGAGGAGCUUUCACCUCGCACCACUGUCUCGUCUACACGCUCAAUGCGUUCCUCGGACCGGACUUGGGCUCCUUUUGCGAGUGGCUUGCACAGACGAGCA
Selaginella moellendorffii is the source of this 1084-nucleotide messenger RNA. RefSeq names its product putative TrmH family tRNA/rRNA methyltransferase. Lineage: Eukaryota; Viridiplantae; Streptophyta; Lycopodiopsida; Selaginellales; Selaginellaceae. The coding region runs from base 200 to 973 and encodes 257 amino acids. The transcript has 5 exons. Gene Ontology annotation, biological process: RNA processing. Gene Ontology annotation, molecular function: RNA methyltransferase activity; RNA binding. The record is from RefSeq and is a predicted model, not a curated record.